AAAAAAUUAAUCUGCAAAAUGCACGUGCCAGUGUGUUAGGUUAUGUUUUCAUUUGAAUGGGGUUUCUUGUAACCCUUUUUUGUUUUUAAAAUGAGUAAUUCUGAAAAUGUAGAGAAGAAGAUAUGGACAGAGCAGGAAAGGCUGAAACUGGCAGCCAAAUUAGAUAAAGAGUUAGAUGAGUUUAUUGACAAAUUACCAAGAAAAAAAUAUGAAGAUGGAUGGCCAGAAGAUCGUUGGGAAGAGGAAAUGGCAAAACAUCCAUUUUUUAUGAAAGAACCCCCAAAACCUGGUGAUGAGCUUCAUCCCCUUUUUGAAGGACUUCAGAAGUUAAAAUAUGAUCCUGAAGAAAAUGAACCAGAAGAUUUGGCUGUAAGUUACAAGGAUGAUGGAAACUUUAAUUUUAAGUAUAAAAACUAUAGAUUAGCUGUUAUUUCAUAUACGGAGGGAAUUAAAGUUAAAUGCAAAGAUCCAGAGAUCAAUGCAACUCUAUUAAAUAACAGGGCUGCAGCACACUUCUUUUUGAAAAAUUUUAGAUCUUCGCUGCAGGAUUGUGAACUAGCUUUAAAACUCAAACCUGACUAUGACAAAGCGCUAAUAAGAGCUGCAAACUGUUGCUUUGAAAUGAAGAAAUACAAAAAAGCUGUUGAGUACUGUGAUAUUUUAUUAACGAAAGACAAGGAAAAUAAAACCGUAUUAGAUUUACGAAAAAAGUGUACUAAUGCAGAAAAGUUAAAAGAGAGGGACGAAAGAAAAAAAGAACAAGUAGCAAAAAAGAGAGAGAAAGAAGAAAAAGUGCUAAUUAAUGAGAUUAUUAGCAGAGGUUAUAAUAUAGAAGGAGGAUCAAAAGGAAAUCUCUCAUUAGAUAAGUUGGAACCAUGUUUCCCACAAUUGGUACACAAUAGAGUGUAUUUGGAUGAAAAUAGUAUUUUGGUAUGGCCUGUAGUAUUUGUAUAUCCCGAGUAUAAAAUAAUGGAUUAUAUACAGGAAUUUAGCGAAAACCAAACAUUUUUUGAUCAGCUCAGUGUGGUAUUUGAAUAUCCACCUGAUUGGGACGAUCAAAGAAAAUACAAAACUGAUCAACUCAAUAUUUAUUUCGAAACACCACAAAAGAAAAUGAAACAUGUUGAACAUGGCACACUUUUAGGCAAUAUUCUUAAAUGCAAAGAGUAUGUUAUCAGAGGUGGAACUCCUUCCUUUAUUAUUUUGGUCAAAAAUAGUCCCGCCGAGAAAAGAUUUUUGGAAGAAAGUUGAUGGUUUUAUUUUAUAUAUUUUUUGUUAAUAAAAAUAAAUUAAAAAUUAUUCUCUA
Diabrotica balteata is the source of this 1306-nucleotide messenger RNA. The record is from the annotation of a GenBank genome assembly. Lineage: Eukaryota; Metazoa; Arthropoda; Insecta; Coleoptera; Chrysomelidae.